This is a messenger RNA of Alternaria rosae, 815 nucleotides long. RefSeq lists its product as uncharacterized. The transcript has a single exon. Lineage: Eukaryota; Fungi; Ascomycota; Dothideomycetes; Pleosporales; Pleosporaceae. Bases 23 to 676 code for a protein of 217 amino acids. The record is from RefSeq and is a predicted model, not a curated record.
ACAUCGGGUGAGGACUUCAACAAUGUCUCCGCCCACUCGCUCUGCAUCAUCAAUCUCUUCCUCUAGAGACAUGUUACGUUACGCGGCUCAAAACCAGUCUGGUCAAUCGAACCGUACGACAGCUACUCUACGACCCAAGCGUACUGAGACCCAAGCAGCCGAACCCACUCCAACAGAAGUGGACACAGCUACUAGACCUCAUAUCACCGGAGCCGCGGCGAACACAGACCUGGAAUCCCGCAUCAAAGCACUCGAAGACCAACAAAACAAUACCCGCGACACUGUAGAUGCCUUGGAGCAACUCUACAUCCGUCUCAAAGAGUCCGUCAACCAUCUGGAGUAUCAAAGCACACUGCAGCCAGCUCACCGACAAGCACCCUCUUCAUCAACUACAGGUUUGCGGACCCCCGCAGACGAUGGGUCUUUCAAUGUUCCCCUACAGGGUGAUCUAUCAGACGAGUCGUUUGCGUUCAUAAUGAAGAUGUUCGCUGGGCAAAAGAUCAACGCAGACCACUGGGAGAACGUGGUAUCGCACUAUCAAGGCUCGUUAGUAAUCUGCUCGCACUACUGCCUUCACUUUCACUGUUUCACACCAUGCAAACGAAUUAAUAACGCUUUGCACCCGCUCUCUCAUCUUUUCCGCUGCAGUAACAGCUCACUCAAGGCUUUGGAUUGAUCUCAAUCAACUAUAUUUUGUAGUUAGCUCUAUUGAUCGCUAAAGACAGUUGAGACUUACGGCCUUGCUUGUGUACACGACCUUACACAUUGUCCUUAUACGUUAGUCUAUACUUUCAACUCAAGCACAGAAGAACAGC